ACAAACUUGUUUGUUUUUGCAGGUUACACACCGAGUCGACUGGUUUGUGCCACGAUGGCCGUUUUGGGCCCGCAAUUUGGCUCGCCCCGACUAUCAAAUUGACCCGACCCGAACGCGCUAGUGGGCACCCCCUAUUACACUAGCCUUAAAAAGCUAUCCCAUAAAGCAUCUGCACGCGUAUGUAUACAGGCACAGACAAACGAACUCUCCACGCAGCACGUGAGUCGGGUUAAAACAAGGAAACAAAAACGACGACAACAAUAGCAACAAAAAACCCAUCCCAUUCCUUUUAAACCAAAAUUAAGUUCCGUUUGACCUCACUACAAAUCCACUAACCGGCCACGUACCAACUAACUGCAUAUGCUCUAGGUCCAAGUGAUCCGAUCGUCCCCGCCGUACGGGGUGUGCCAAAGUGUCGACUCAACAGAAAACAGCCUACUAGACAUGUUCGGUGGAAAGUACUCGGAACCAGCUUGUCGAAAAACGUGCUACCAGCAGGAAAUGUACUCUAGUUGCCAUUGUUGUGACAUCCAGUACCCGUGUUUGGAAGAAAAGCUAGUCAAGAUCACGGGCAUCAACCCGACAGGCGGGUACAUCCGAUUUUGUAACGUCUCGGACACCUACCAAACAGAUUGUGCGGAGAACGUGCAUGAAGACUUCAUGGCCGGUAAACUGGGCUGCUCAAAGCGCUGCCCGCCCCCCUGUGAUGAAGAGCAAUUUCAGUAUAUGGUCUCCUCUGGAACAUGGCCCAGCGUCACUUUCUCUGCAACAUUCAUCGACAAAGUCAACGCCGCCGCUCAAGGGGGGAUGGGGAAGUACCUGGACUUUGCCAAAGACCCGUUGUUCGUGCGGAACAAUUUCCUGCGGCUGGUUGUGUAUGACGAAGCCAUGACCUUCCAGGUGUUGGAGUCACAACCACUGUACGACUGGAGUCGACUCCUCUCAGACAUCGGUGGCCAGUUGGGUCUCUGGCUGGGUUUCUCGCUUAUGACCGCCGUCGAGUGGCUGGAGCUGUUAUACGACGUCGUUCUGAACAUCGGCUGCAAGCUUUGUAACAGGCAUCCCAAUAAACCCCACCCGGAAGGGGACACUUUAUCUGUAAGCUAAACAAGAAAAAGUACCCGAGGGGGUGGAGUACUUUACCUUUAAGGAAGUUGCACCCGC
Messenger RNA from Aplysia californica (California sea hare), 1164 nucleotides. Its product is annotated as amiloride-sensitive sodium channel subunit beta-2-like. Gene Ontology annotation, molecular function: ligand-gated sodium channel activity. The record is from RefSeq and is a predicted model, not a curated record. Lineage: Eukaryota; Metazoa; Mollusca; Gastropoda; Aplysiida; Aplysiidae. The coding region runs from base 445 to 1107 and encodes 220 amino acids. Gene Ontology annotation, biological process: sodium ion transmembrane transport. The transcript has a single exon. Gene Ontology annotation, cellular component: membrane.